CAACGGGAUCUUGUGUGUGUGGGCCAUAUCUGUGCCGAUCAGGCAAAGUAUGUAGGAGCGUUUCGGCUCCGUUAUGGAAGGAAAUAAAGAAGAAAGCAAGCGUUGUAUUCAGCUGGCACAAAUAUACAUUGCACAGGGACACAAAGAAAAGGCGCUUAAGUUUCUUCGAAAGGCAGAACACCUGUACCCAUCAAAACUCGCUAAAGACCUCAUAGAGCAGCUGCAAAAGCUAAACGGCACAACAAGCUGUGAUAGCAGCACACAGGGAAACAACAACCACCACAAUUCGCGCAGUUCGUCUCCUCAGGGGCAGCCUGCUUCACCAGGGGUUCGACAUCGAGCUCGACCUGCAGGACGUGACAGUUCCGAAGAACGUCGUGCAAUAGAAUAUACCAAGGAGCAGAUCGAGGCAGUUCGAAGAACAAAGCUGUGCAAAGACUACUACGAGGUGCUCUGUGUGAGUCGUGAUGCAGACGACGAGUUGCUCAAGAAGCAGUACCGUAAGCUGGCACUACAAGUGCACCCCGACAAGAACAAGGCUCCUGGAGCUGGCGAUGCUUUUAAGGCUAUUGGAAAUGCCUAUGCCGUGCUCAGUGACCCUGAGAAGCGGAAGCUGUACGACAUGAAUGGCAAUCGACCACCUCAGCAACAUAGCUAUAGUGGUGAAAGCUAUGACUACAGCCGAGGCUUUGAAGGCGAUAUAUCUCCAGAGGAGCUUUUCAACAUGUUCUUCGGAAAUGCCUUUUCAAGCAAUGUUUAUGUACGAAGAGGUCCACGUUUUCAGCAUCAAAGGCAACAGCAUGGCCAUGCAUCAGCAGAGGCGCAUGCAGAUAGCAGUUACAGCGUGUUGCUGCAGAUGAUGCCCAUCAUAGUCUUGGUGGGAAUGUCUCUUAUGUCCAGCUUCCUGGUACAAGACCCGCCUUACAGCCUCGUCAGAACAGCGAAACAUCAGUACGAGCGUAAGACUAUCAAUUUGCAACUGUCUUACUAUGUGAAAGAGAACUUCAUGGCAGAACACAAGAGCAACAUCUACCGAAUAGAAAUGGACGUGGAAGCCGACCACAUAGCGAAUCUACGGAGCUCCUGUUUCCGGGAGAAGAACUACAAAGAGAGCCUGCUUUGGCGAGCCAAAAGCUUACGAGAUCCCAGCUUGGAGGAGCGAGCUCUGGAUUACCAGAUGCCAUCGUGUGACCGGCUGGCCCAAUUGUCACGCAUGCGUGUCUGACCCUGCUGCAGUGGGUGCACUCCAAAGCCAGGUCCUCCCUGUGUCAGCCCCCGGGAAUACACGGAAGCAGUCACCACUAUUCUAUUGCGUUGCCUUACAUCAUGUCCAGCUAUUCCUCCUAAGCACUUGUUUGUGUACAUACAGAGGUUUUCUUGUCUUGAGCUUUUCUUUAAUUGCCUCUCUAUCCCUGCUGGAUGUUUGGCAAGAGUGCAUAGAUUUAGAGGGGACUGCUUUCUGUACAGUACUAUACAUAAAUUGUGAAGUUGAUUAUGGUGAAAGUAUUGCAAGAGAGCUUUUGUGAAUAUGUUAAGUUUGGAAUUGCCUGCAUCUUUGCUGUGAUUCUCUUGCUGUCAUCUGGCUUACAGUGGUAAGGGAAAUUGGUCUCCAGUUGAGAGCCUUGUGUAAGUCUCUUGUUCAGGUGCAUACUUUGUUCGUUGUCCCAAGAGCACUGUACAGGUCUGUGUACAUUGACAACUGCAUCAAGGUUUUGUCUUGUGACCUAUGUGGUGACGGUUUUCAAGUGUGGCGCAAUUCGUGCGUUGAUGGUCGCUGAUUUUAUAUGGUACACAAAGGGCGUGCGCAUUGAGGGAUCUGUGCUAUACUUGUUAAUAAGGCAAACGGCUCUGGUCUCGAUGGCACUGUUACGGCUUGUGUUGCAGCAUUGACUGUGCAGCUGCAAUAACUUGCAAAACAUGACAGUAGUGUGUUGCUGUAUUUUGAUGUUCUCAUUGUGUACCAUUUUGGCCAUCCUUUUUUAACCCUUCUUGUGGAGAACUUUCUUAGUUAUUUGAGCAUUAAUGUAUUUGUUCUCUUAAAAAAAAUAGUGAAAAACUCUUGAGAGGCAGUGGUACACUUAAGAAGUUGUUAGAAUUUUCGAUACGUUGGUUUUAGACGUGAUGCAGCAGUUGCUCUCUCCGCACUUUCAUGCAUGCUGGGUGUCGCUGUAGAUGUACACCUCUUGCAAUGUUUUUUUUCUCCUUUUAAGCGUGUGUAGCACAAGCAAGUGCAAGAGUGUGACAUUGAAUUGAUAGACAACAUGAGGUGUUCCUGCUUCGGCUACACCUUGUGCUGACUUAACCAUAUGUAGAAAGCAGUGGUGUGCAUGUGUGGAUGUGGUGUGGGAACCGGUGAGGUUCGGGAGGCUGCAACCUUGCAUCUAAUGAUUACAAAGAGCAGGUACUGCAUUAUGAAUUAAUGAAAUUGCCUGUGUGCAAUUACCUGCAACAUCGACGUGGUACUAUCUGUAGGCUGCUGUCUCAUCCUUAUGUGCAGUUGGAUUGUUUAAUCUGCUUGUGGAUGCAAUUUUAUGCAGCCUUUUUUACUGCAUCGUGAGAAGACGUAGCUUUUUAUUGCGCAAAGAAGGUGCAUUGUUUAUAAAGUGUGCUGUUGAUGAGCUUUUGAAGAAUGUAUUGUGUGUACAUAGAGCAGUUAUUGAAAUCUAUCAUGAAAUAAGUUUACGGCUGUAAAGACUCUGGAAGAGACAUUUAUUUGCCAUUGCUUGGUUGUUUUUGUCUCGCCUUCCCCCAGGUUUGCUUAUUCAUCAUGGAGUUCGGGCAAGUGGACAGCACUGCACGCUUUCUCUUGCAUUGAGUUGGGGAUGACUCUAGAUUUUUCUUUUUUGGCAAUAGCUGUGCAGCAUAAGGCCUGUUUUUCAUAGAAAAAUGAAGGUAGAUUGAAAACAGUUUGUCAUGCAAGCACAUUUUGAUCAAUAAAUAUAUGACGGAGGUUUA
Messenger RNA from Rhipicephalus microplus (southern cattle tick), 2955 nucleotides. Its product is annotated as dnaJ homolog subfamily B member 14. Gene Ontology annotation, molecular function: Hsp70 protein binding. Gene Ontology annotation, biological process: cellular response to misfolded protein. The record is from RefSeq and is a predicted model, not a curated record. Gene Ontology annotation, cellular component: endoplasmic reticulum membrane. NCBI's taxonomy places the organism in Eukaryota, Metazoa, Arthropoda, Arachnida, Ixodida, Ixodidae.